AAACCUCCUCUCCGCUUCCCGCCCCAUUCUGGGAGAGGACUACUGGCUGUGCUCCAGGAUAAACUUCCACCAAGGCGAGCAAUAACAUAAAGUCAAGGAGAAGGUCAGGGGAGCCCUUAAAAAGGCCUUCUUGCACCCUAAGGUGGGUGAAGCCACUCCACAGCUCUUUGUCCUGCCUGCUGCCACCCGGACACAAUGUGGGUGCUCUUGGCUGUCUUUCUGCUCACCCUCGCCUAUUUAUUUUGGCCCAAGACCAAGCACUCUGGUGCCAAGUACCCCAGGAGCCUCCCAUCCCUGCCCCUGGUGGGCAGCCUGCCGUUCCUCCCCAGACGUGGCCAGCAACACGAGAACUUCUUCAAGCUGCAGGAAAAAUAUGGCCCCAUCUAUUCCUUUCGUUUGGGUUCCAAGACUACUGUGAUGAUUGGACACCACCAGUUGGCCAGGGAGGUGCUUCUCAAGAAGGGCAAGGAAUUCUCUGGGCGUCCCAAAGUGGCCACUCUAGACAUCCUGUCAGACAACCAAAAGGGCAUUGCCUUUGCCGACCAUGGUGCCCACUGGCAGCUGCAUCGGAAGCUGGUACUGAAUGCCUUUGCCCUGUUCAAGGAUGGCAACCUGAAGUUAGAGAAGAUCAUUAAUCAGGAAGCCAACGUGCUGUGUGAUUUCCUGGCUACCCAGCAUGGACAGUCCAUAGAUCUGUCCGAGCCUCUCUCUCUGGCGGUCACCAACAUAAUCAGCUUUAUCUGCUUCAACUUCUCCUUCAAGAAUGAGGAUCCUGCCCUGAAGGCCAUACAAAAUGUCAAUGAUGGCAUCCUGGAGGUUCUGAGCAAGGAAGUUCUGUUAGACAUAUUCCCUGCGCUGAAGAUUUUCCCCAGCAAAGCCAUGGAAAAGAUGAAGGGUUGUGUUGAGACGCGAAAUGAAUUGCUGAAUGAAAUCCUUGAAAAAUGUCAGGAGAACUUCACCAGCGACUCCAUCACUAACUUGCUGCACAUACUGAUGCAAGCCAAGGUGAAUGCAGACAAUAACAACGCUGGCCCAGACCAGGAUUCAAAGCUGCUUUCAAACAGACACAUGCUCGCUACCAUAGCGGACAUCUUCGGGGCUGGUGUAGAGACCACCACCUCUGUGAUAAAGUGGAUCGUGGCCUACCUGCUACACCAUCCUUCGUUGAAGAAGAGGAUCCAGGAUAGCAUUGACCAGAAUAUAGGUUUCAAUCGCACCCCAACCAUCAGUGACCGGAACCGCCUUGUCCUGCUGGAGGCGACCAUCCGAGAGGUGCUCCGAAUCCGGCCUGUGGCCCCUAUGCUGAUCCCCCACAAGGCUAUCAUUGACUCCAGCAUUGGCGACCUUACCAUUGACAAGGGCACAGACGUUGUGGUCAACCUGUGGGCACUGCAUCACAAUGAGAAGGAGUGGCAGCAGCCUGACCUGUUCAUGCCCGAGCGCUUCUUGGACCCCACGGGUACGCAACUCAUCUCGCCAUCGUUAAGCUACUUGCCCUUUGGAGCCGGACCCCGCUCCUGUGUAGGUGAGAUGCUAGCCCGCCAGGAGCUCUUCCUCUUCAUGUCCCGGCUGCUGCAGAGGUUCAACCUGGAGAUCCCGGAUGAUGGGAAGCUGCCCUCUCUGGAGGGCAAUCCCAGUCUCGUCUUGCAGAUCAAACCUUUCAAGGUGAAGAUCGAGGUGCGCCAGGCCUGGAAGGAAGCCCAGGCUGAGGGUAGCACCUCAUGACUCCACCCUAUGUGACCCCCACCCCACACAAUUAGAGGAGCUCCCCCACCCUCUCCCACCAUUCCUUCUUCCUCCCCGCCCCCUCUGCUUUCUUUCCCAGCCUGCAGCCCUGGCAGUGAUGUGCAUAAAACAGUUUCUUUCUCCAAAGGUCCUUGAGCAGCUCA
This is a messenger RNA of Budorcas taxicolor (takin), 1889 nucleotides long. RefSeq names its product steroid 17-alpha-hydroxylase/17,20 lyase. The transcript is spliced from 8 exons. Gene Ontology annotation, biological process: progesterone metabolic process; hormone biosynthetic process. NCBI's taxonomy places the organism in Eukaryota, Metazoa, Chordata, Mammalia, Artiodactyla, Bovidae. The coding region runs from base 196 to 1725 and encodes 509 amino acids. Gene Ontology annotation, molecular function: steroid 17-alpha-monooxygenase activity; heme binding; iron ion binding. The record is from RefSeq and is a predicted model, not a curated record.